Messenger RNA from Trichoderma breve, 849 nucleotides. RefSeq lists its product as uncharacterized. The record is from RefSeq and is a predicted model, not a curated record. The transcript has 3 exons. Lineage: Eukaryota; Fungi; Ascomycota; Sordariomycetes; Hypocreales; Hypocreaceae. Bases 1 to 849 code for a protein of 282 amino acids.
AUGGCUUCUCACCCUCAGGCCAACGAGCUUGACGCAUCUGCCUCUGCAGUGGCAUUGCCGAAGAAGACGCUAUCGAGGGCUGACCUGCAUCGUCGUCAGUCGGCAGACGAGCGGAUUAACAACAUUCUCGAGACGGCUCUGCAACGAGCAGAAACGAUGGAUCCUGCCUCUCUAAGUCUUCUCCAGAAAGGCUCUUCCCACAAUUCCUCUCCCAACUAUGGAGCCUCCGGAACGGCGACAAGAGGGAUUCUGCAAGACUACCAGGCGGUACCGACCAGCGAUGAAAGCGAUGCCACCCGUCCGAGAAAGGUUUCCUACAGUGAUGCGGCGAAGAAGCCCGGGAACCAUGCGAAGAGCCAGAGCUCUCUGCGGCAGCGAAACGGAGUCUCCGGCUCGGAGGAUACAAGAUCACCAACAAAAGCAAAGUCGUCAUGGACAAAAGAAACAUUCCGAAAGUUUCAGUCCCUUCAGUUGGAAAACAAGGGAAGCGUGGCUAGAGAUCACCUGGCUCUCGAACGCACAUUUCUAGCAUGGCUUCGAACCUCUCUCGCUUUUGCAUCGAUUGGCGUCGCCGUGACGCAGCUAUUCCGCCUCAACACUGAUAACGCUUCCGCCUCCGAUUUCGACCACACAAGGCUACAAAAGAUGGGACGCCCGUUGGGUGCGACAUUCCUCGCCAUUAGUAUUGUGACUCUGCUCCUCGGUUGCAGACGAUAUUUCCAUGCCCAGGAAUGGAUCCUUCAGGGCAAGUUCCCAGCAAGCCGAGGGACCAUCAUUAUCAUGUCACUGGUGGCGUUGGCCCUCAUGAUUUUAUCUCUAGUGGUGGUCAUUGUCAUCCGGCCAUCAUAG